UGAGAUUUUUUUCGGUUCCGUGUGUCUUCUGCUUUCUCCGGAAAAAUCAUGCAUGUUUUUCAGUGUAUUACUUUGAUACUUGAUACUAUGGAAUGAAAUGAAUUGACACGCUGUUUUGACGUGUGUGCGUAUUGUGAACGAUAUUUGUUGUUUGAAAAAUGUCAGACUCUCCUACUUGUUUUUCACCGAAGCGCCCGGGCUUACUGACUGGCGUCGAUCCAGUGGAGUUCCUUUUGGCUGGCAUAGCUGCUUGCGGGGCUGGGUUUUUCUCUAACCCCCUUGAAGUUGUUAAGACGCGUAUGCAAUUGCAAGGAGAACUUAAGGCCAGGGGACAGUAUGCCGUUCACUAUCGCAAUGUCUUCCAUGCGUUUUACACUGUUGCAAAAGCCGAUGGGUUCAUAGCCAUUCAAAAAGGUUUGGUACCAGCCCUGUGGUAUCAGUUUCUAAUGAAUGGGUUUCGACUGGGAACCUAUCAGAUUAUAAACAACUUAGGGCUAACCAAGGACUCACAGGGUGAACUCAGUUUACCCCGGAGUGUUCUCGCUGGUGCGGUGUCGGGCAGUAUGGGGGCUUUUGUUGGCAGUCCAAUUUACAUGAUAAAGACCCAUCUUCAGUCACGAGCUGUAGAGGAGAUUGCUGUGGGUCAUCAACAUGCCCACCAGAGCAUGACACAAGGCCUUCUUCAGAUACACUCAAAGUUUGGGAUUUUAGGCCUUUGGCGUGGUGUUAGUGCAGCUAUUCCUCGGGUGAUGGUUGGCUCUGCAUCACAACUCUCAACUUUUUCAAACUCCAAAAAUUAUAUUGAAACAACAGAGAUGUUUCCUCAUGGUAGCUGGCUGAAUAGUUUCAGUGCUGCCAUGGUCAGUGCCGUAGCAGUGACAGUGUUUAUGACGCCUUUUGAUGUGGUCUCCACUCGGAUGUAUAACCAGGGUACAGAUGCCAAAGGCAGAGGCCUCUACUACUCAGGCUUUUUCGACUGUUUCACUAAGAUAUUUCGUGCUGAAGGAGUCUGGGGAUUCUACAAGGGUUGGGCAGCUUCAUUCUUUCGACUUGGACCUCAUACAAUCCUCAGCCUUGUCUUCUGGAAUGAAGGGAGAAAACUCUACUUCAAACUUCAGAAUAAGGCCAACAAAAAAAGCUCAGUAGAUACUGGAUAA
Molecule: messenger RNA, 1157 nt
Organism: Liolophura sinensis
Lineage: Eukaryota; Metazoa; Mollusca; Polyplacophora; Chitonida; Chitonidae
Product: solute carrier family 25 member 35-like
Exons: 3
Coding region: 159-1157 (332 amino acids)
Source: RefSeq, a predicted model, not a curated record